This is a messenger RNA of Prunus armeniaca (apricot), 1011 nucleotides long. Lineage: Eukaryota; Viridiplantae; Streptophyta; Magnoliopsida; Rosales; Rosaceae. The record is from the annotation of a GenBank genome assembly.
AUGUCAAGUCAAGAAAAUGGCUCACCUGAACACCCAACAUGGCCGGAGUUCAAGCUUCCUGACUUGUUGUCUACGGACACUGUUCGACAAGUCCAUGCAACAAUUGAGAAUGAAUGGGAUCCCCUUCAGCGGUCUGCAUGCCAAACUGCAGCUGGUAGAGCCUUGUGGAAGCAUGUGAUUCAUGACCCCCUGGCAGACAUACUUGCUGGAGAGACGUACUUAAAAAAUCUUCAUGAGAAGAUAAAGAAAGACUGUGUCAACAAAGCACGAGAAAUCUCUGGAGUCAUUCUUGCAGUUCGAACCCUCUGGUUUGAUUCAAAACUUGAAGAAGCACUUCAUUCCUUCAAUGACAGAGAAGCACAAGUAGUUCUUCUUGGGGCAGGAAUGGAUGCAAGGGCUUACCGAUUGAGUUGCUUGAAGGAAAGCAAUGUGUUCGAAGUUGAUUUUCCUGAAGUCCUGCAAAUUAAGGCCACUCUUCUGCAAGCAGCGAUGGAUUCUACAAACGAUCACCAGUAUCUAACGAUGACAGCAAAAUCCAUAACCAGAGUGGCGGCUGAUAUCAGAAGCAAUGACUGGCUCGAAAAACUUCAAAUAUCAGGGUUUGUGCCAGAGAAGAACACAGUGUGGGUUCUGGAAGGCAUCCUCUACUACUUAUCCCACUCUGAGGCCACACAAGUACUUGAAAUCAUAGCAGACAAGUGCUCGCUUACUAACACAGUGCUCUUGGCAGAUUUUAUGAACAAACCAUCAACCAGUCUCUCCAGUUCCAUCUUCCAUUUCUACAGCGAUUGGCCUGAUCAUCUCCUGCCAUCUCUUGGCUUUUCUUAUGUUAAACUUUCACAAAUUGGUGAUCCAGAUGCUCAUUUUGGGCUCAUGCACGAUCCCUUAAAUCUGUUCAACAAGCUCCGCAGCUUGCCUAGGUCAGUAUAUACCCACCCAGAUGAUGGAACACCAUGUUGUCGCUUGUAUUUGGUUGAGGCUUCUGGUUCACCAAAGCAAACUAUUCCAUAG